Messenger RNA from Cynara cardunculus var. scolymus (artichoke), 942 nucleotides. RefSeq names its product 50S ribosomal protein L21, chloroplastic. The coding region runs from base 69 to 722 and encodes 217 amino acids. Gene Ontology annotation, cellular component: ribosome. Gene Ontology annotation, molecular function: RNA binding; structural constituent of ribosome. The record is from RefSeq and is a predicted model, not a curated record. Gene Ontology annotation, biological process: translation. The transcript is spliced from 5 exons. NCBI's taxonomy places the organism in Eukaryota, Viridiplantae, Streptophyta, Magnoliopsida, Asterales, Asteraceae.
UAUGUGCUGGGCGUUGGAUAAGAUAGGUGCAGGAAACGGAUUGAGAGUAAUCGAGCAAAACUUCGAAAAUGGCGAUGAGCUUCUCUUGCCCUUCAUCCUCCUGCUCUCCUUCCAUCACAUCCAUCUUUACCCACAAAACUUAUGCUCCAAUAACUGCAACUACGUUCAAUUUCACCUGUAAUCCUCCUCAUUCUUCAAUUUCUUCUCUCCAAUUCACUACUCCCUCUUACCACAGACCAUCAUCUUCAUCGAGGAUUGUACCUAAACUUUCCCAAACUGAACCUUCAACUCUUGUAUCUGAAGACGAAGUUUCUGAACCUGAGCAGCCAGAAUCUGCCGAAGAAACCCUGAGUACAACUGAACCGAAAGGAGAAGAAGUCUUCGCUGUUGUCAUGAUUGGUGGUCGACAAUAUAUAGUUUUUCCAGGACGUUUUCUGUACACGCAAAGGCUGAAGGGUGCAAAUGUUGAUGACAAAAUAAUUCUAAACAAGGUGUUACUCGUGGGUACAAAAACCAGCACAUAUAUUGGGAAGCCUGUGGUGCCUAAUGCAGCUGUACAUGCCGUAGUAGAGGAACAGGGGCUAGAUCCAAAGGUGGUGGUUUUCAAGUACAAGAAGAAGAAGAAUUACAGGAGGAAUAUUGGCCACAGACAGCCAAACACUCGAAUUCGGAUCUUGGGAAUCACAGGCUAUCAAGAUUCUCCUGCAGCAACUCUCCCCUGAUUCCUGCCAAAUUCUGCAGGUGUAAGUUCCUUUUGGAUUUCUGAAAUUCAAUUAGGAACUCUGGCUGUUCUUUUGUUCCUUGUUUUUACUUGUACGUACUUGAAAAAAUACUCCAAUCGUUAGUCUAGUCUGUAUUUUCCCUCUUUGAUGAUGCUAGCGGACAUAUAACGAGGAUUUCCAAUCAUGAUCAGGGUGUUGUGUUGCUAAUCACCCCUUUGAA